This is a messenger RNA of Quercus robur (English oak), 1570 nucleotides long. RefSeq names its product receptor kinase-like protein Xa21. Gene Ontology annotation, biological process: protein phosphorylation. Bases 1 to 1509 code for a protein of 502 amino acids. Gene Ontology annotation, molecular function: protein kinase activity; protein binding; ATP binding. The transcript has a single exon. Lineage: Eukaryota; Viridiplantae; Streptophyta; Magnoliopsida; Fagales; Fagaceae. The record is from RefSeq and is a predicted model, not a curated record.
AUGGAAAUCGGUUCCUUGAAAAAUUUGACUUGGCUUGAUUUGAGCUAUAACAAUUUGUCAGGAAAUUUACCAUCAACAUUAGGGGGAUUAGAGGAAUUGCAAAGAUUGCAUCUUAGAGGCAAUAAUAUUGGAGGAAACAUUCCAGAAGAGCUUUGUCAGCUAAUCAAGCUGGGAGAACUAUUUCUCUCAAAUAACAAAAUUUUUGGAUCCAUCCCGAAUUGCAUUGGAAACCUCAAUCUUUUGCAGAGAUUAAACUUGAGUUAUAACAAACUGACAUCAUCAAUCCCAAUGAAUGUGUGGAAUCUUGAAAAUCUGUUGUUCUUGGAUUUAUCAUCAAAUUCCCUCUAUAGAUCUUUGUCUCCAAACAUGAAAAAACUCAAAGCUAUUGAGUACUUAAAUUUAUCUCAUAACCAAAUUACUGGAAAUGUUCCAAGUAUCAUUGGUGCUUUUGAAAGUCUAGGUAAACUUGAUUUGUCAAAGAAUUCAUUUCAAGGAGACAUUCCAGAUUCUUUUGGGCAAUUGAAAGGAAUGGAUCUGCUGGACAUCUCUAACAAUAAUCUCUCAGGUGUAAUUCCUAAGUCUUUUGAAGCACUUCGGUUUCUCAAGUAUUUGAAUUUGUCAUUCAAUAAGUUAUCAGGAGAGAUACUAUCUGGUGGACCUUUUGCAAACUUCAAGGCAAAAUCAUUUUUAGGUAAUGAAGCACUUUGUGGGAAUUCAAUUUUUGGAGUUCCACCUUGCACAAGUCCCAAUUCUAAAGGAGCAAGGAUGAAACAACUUUUGCUCAAAUAUAUUAUUCCCAACAUUGCAUCAAUUAUAAUCUUUGCAAUGCUGGUCAUUAUGCUAAGAAGACAUCCACAAUAUCACAUGCAAAUUCCAAGUUCACUUUUCACAUUACUUACAGUGGAUUGGAGAACGAUAUCAUAUCAAGAACUUUGUCAUGGCACAAACAACUUUUGUGAAAGCAACUUGCUUGGAAUUGGAGGGUUUGGUACUGUGUACAAAGGGAUAUUGUCUAAUGGGACUACUGUUGCUUUAAAAGUUCUAAACCUCCAUUUGGAGGAUGCUUUUAAAAGUUUUGAUGCUGAAUGCAAGGUGUUAAGGGCAUUACGACAUAGGAAUCUGGUUAAAGUCAUUAGUGUAUGCUCUAGUCCCAAGUUUAAAGCUUUGGUGUUGCAGUAUUUGUCAAAUUAUAGCCUUGAAAAGUGGUUAUACUCUCACAACUACUGCUUAAAUCUUGUUCAAAGAGUAGGCAUUAUCGUUGAUGUUGCAUCAGCAUUAGAUUAUCUCCAUAAUGGUCAAUUAGAAUCUGUGGUGCAUUGUGAUUUGAAGCCUACCAAUAUUCUUUUGGAUGAGGACAUGGUUGCACAUGUUGGAGACUUUGGCAUUGCAAAGAUUUUAGCUGAAAACAAGUAUGCAACCCAAACCAGAACCAUUGGUACAAUUGGCUAUAUCGCACCAGGUAUACAUGAAAUCACCUCAAUUCAUUUAAUUUCUUGGCUAAUUUCGUGAAUAAAAUUAGUAAUGGCUAAUUUUAGGAAUAAGAAUGUUGCAUGAUAGUUCAAACCAACUC